GUCGCCUCAGUGUGUUACUGGCUCGUGUGGAAGUCGGACGUACGCGCGCGCGCUCGCCUGUCAAUCCAUACUGCCUGUGGUAAAUGACAGUAGCAAUUAACGGUGAUGUGGCUAUCGUAUGAUGGAUCACCAGGUUUGAGCGGUGACGGCAGCUAAGAGGGAUGCGUGGUGUGGGGUAUAAAGACAAGACAGUAAACUUAGUGAUGACGCCCAGAUGGCUGGGUUUUGUUGGGAGGGUUUUAGCGUGAGAGUACUGUACAAGAUGUGUGUACGACCAGACACGUCCCUGAUGUUAUGGGGGAGCCUCGCACCUCUGCUGUCAUCAGCGUCGCGACCCCGUCAUCAUCUACACCAGCGAUCUUCUCCACUAAUGCCACAACUUAAAGUGACUUUGUAUAAGCUUAUGUGAAGUGAAUAGCGGCGGCGACGGUCUCUCCACAGGAGUGUAAUGUAGCGUUUUAGUGCCUCGGGAUUACAGUCACUUCUGAAAAUAGGUUUACAUACCUGAUUAUAGUUAUCGGUGCAUGUAACCCUUGAGGGUGAUACUCCGGUGGAGAGUGAAGGUGGGAUCUUGUCUCCCCCCACCCACCCCCCAGUGUUAUCAAGGGGGAAAGGGAGAUCCUUCCCACGUGUUGUAAUGGGGGAAGUAGGACAAGUGCCGCGGUGAAGUUAUCCUCUGGGUGAACGGGAAAAUUGCCGCUUAUCGAGGAAGCUGUGGAACUGGAGAGGUUUCUCAGUGUCAGUCAAGCCAUGAAUAUACUCCCGACCUUGUGAUUGUCAUGUCAGUUCCAAAGCGAAUGGAUGGUCUGCGGGCUGUAGAUGUCAUGACCAUCUUGCACGAGAAGGUGGCCUUUCUGUCUGGAGGACGGGACCAGCGGCCAGGUCCUAUUCUUACCUUCCCAGCCAGCUCUCGCAGGGAUCGUCUCAAGCAUGAUGACUAUCAUCCCCUGCUGCAGUACCUCAUGCAGAUUCCAAGCGACGAAGUUCGAGAAGCAGGCUUCACAGUAAUAAUAGACAUGCGAGGGUCAACAUGGAACACUGUCAAACCCAUCUUGAAGGAACUGGCUGAGAGCUUUACCCCACACAUUUAUUCUGUAUUCAUAGUCAAGCCAGACAAUUUUUGGCAAAAGCAACGCACCAGUAUAGGCAGUCAUAAGUACAAGUUUGAGACUAAUUUAAUAAGUGUAGAAACUCUAGCCAAGACCAUAGAUCCUAACCAAUUAACAGUCGACUUCGAUGGAACUCUACCGUAUGAUCACAACACUUGGAUUGAGCUACGAUUAGCAGUGGAGGAUUUUACGUGGCAGGCCAAUGAACUCUUGGAUCAGUUGGAAGAUGUCAGGGAUGAACUUCAGCAAAGUGACUUUGCUGAUGAUGUCAAUGGUGCUAAACGAGCUAUUGAACGCCACAAAGAAAUGCACCAAAAAGUUACCGGCAAUUUAAUUCAUGACCUGGAUAUGAUGGGUCAGAGAUUAUUGCACAGAUUAAACUGUGAUGAAGGGAGUGGCUAUGAUUCCGGGUAUUCAGGCCGUGAUAGUGCUUCAAGUCUUAUAUUAAAUAACCCGGAUUUUCAAAACAGUAUUCCGCAGAUUUUAAGUUUAAUGGAUUCUGUACACCAAGCACAGCAGCACGUCCAGCAACUAUGGCAACAUAAAAAAAUGAGACUUGAUCAGUGCUUCCAGCUCAGACUCUUUGAACAAGAUGUAGAGAAGAUGUUUGAUUGGGUGUACCAUAACCGUGAAGAGUUCCUAGUCAAUUACGUAGAAAUAGGUCAUUCUUACCAAAUAUCCAAAGAUCUUCAAGAGGCUCAUUCCCAGUUCACUGUUGCGUGUCAGAAAGUGUAUAUGAAUAUCAAUAGAAUACUUAGUGUAGCGUCCAGACUCAUGGAAAGUGGUCACUAUGCAGCUCAACAUAUUGGAAAUGUAGCGGCCAAAUUAGACCAGGUUUGGAAAGAAUUUGCCGCUGGUUUAGAUGAAAGGUCUUCAGUAUUGGCUCUGUCAGUCAUGUUUCAUCAAAAAGCAGAGCAGUAUAUUGAGAGUGUUCCUACUUGGGUGGAGAGUUGUAAAGUGACAGCCUUACCCUCGGAUAUCAUAGCCCUGGAGUCCUCCAUCCAUCUCCAUCAGUCACUGUAUGAGACUAUGUGCCAAGCAUACACUGAGGUUCACAGUACCAGUAAGAAGCUUCUCUACCAGUUGGAUCAUCUGGUACAAAUAUGUAGUCAACUGCGGCGUGAUGGCCAGAUGCGCAGCAAGCACAAGAAGCCACGAGGAAAGCCAUCUGCCUACUCUGUGACUCCAGAUGGCAAGGUUGUGUAUCGUGGUGGGCCACACCCGCAGCAGCGGGGUCCAGGGACAAGUGGUAACCCCGCAGCUGACUACUCUGAGGGUGCUAGUCAUGUCCUGGCUGUUAUUCAUGAAAUUUUAGGUCACCACAGGGCAGUUGAACAGAGAUGGUCAGAUAAGAAGCUCAAGUUGCACCAAAGAUUGGCACUUCGUCUAUUUCAGGAAGAUGUGAAACAGGUUCUUGACUGGCUGCAGACACAUGGUGAAGUCUUUCUUCAUAAAAACCCGGGCAUAGGCCGCAAUCUUUCUAAAGCUCGGAUGUAUCAGAAGAGUCAUGAACAUUUUGAAAAUGUGGCUCAGAACACGUAUACCAAUGCAGAAAAAUUAUUACAAGCAGCUGAGGAGCUUGCUCAUACUGGGGAAUGCAAUCCAGAGGAGAUCUAUAAUGUUGCUCAAAGGUUGGACUCGCAUAUUGCAAGCUUUGCAACCAGAGUGCAGCAACGACAUCGACUGCUCAAUAUUGCCGUAUUAUUUUAUACUCAUGAGAAAGAGCUGUUGUCCUGGUUGGAGGAGCUUAGUUCAGAGUUAGAAACUGAGGAGAGGGUGGAUGAAACUGCUGAUUCAGUUGAGGCAGCAGAGAGACUCUUAGCUCAAAUGACAACACAACGGGACUCCACUCUGGAUGCUUGCGUCUCCACCACCCACGAGGGAGAAGGCCUCCUUAAUGAACUGAGAUCUGCCAAUGUAGCUCCUGAAACAGGAUGUGGAUCUGUAGAGGGUGUGGAAGAAGCUUUGGAGCGAUUAGUAAAAAAACGUGACGAGUUGGAGAAUCUUUGGGCCACUCGUAAGCUUAGAUUGGAUCUGCUGCUUCAGCUGAGACUCUUCCAGAGAGAAUCAGUAGAUCUGCUUGGCCAGUUGGAUCUCUGGGCUGAGAAGUUGCAGGACACUGACUUUGGGCGAGACAUUACUGAAGCGGAACAGAUGUUGGUGCUACAUAAUGACUCGACAUCUCACAUGCAGAAUGCAACUUAUCAGGUUCUUCAAAGUGGGCAGGAGCUCUUGCAACUUCUUGAAACAUCAGGAAUCCAGAUUCGUGCUGAUGCAGAAUCAGAUGGAAAUGCAAAAGUUUCCAUGUUAUUGGAAUGUAUUCAUGAACGACAGAUGGACAUAGAGGUUCUAACAGAUAUGAAGAGAAUCAAACUAGAGCAGUGUAUUCAUCUUCUUCAGUUUGAGAAUGAAGCAAAUCAAGUAAUCAGUUGGAUCAGGAAUGGGGAAGCAGUAUUAGCAGCAAGUUUCACUAUUCCCAGUUCUUUUGCAGAAUCAAAUGCCUUGUCACAUGAUCAUGAACAGUUUCAGGUUGCGAUAGAAAAAACUCAUGCAGCUGUGGUUCAGAUUCGUCAACGGUCUUCAGCAUUGUUAGUAGGCAAGCACUAUAGUCCAGAGCAAGUCAUGGAGAUAGAGUCUAAUGUCACCAAGAGAUGGGAGAAACUGGUCACUUGUGCUGAAGACAGGUACAAAUUGGUCCAAGCUUCUAUAACAUUCUACAAAACGGCAGAACAAGUGUGUUCAGUGUUGGAAAGUUUGGAACGUGACUAUAAGCGAGAUGAAGAUUGGUGUCAGAAGGACGUGGCGGCCCCAGGUGCUACAUCCAGUCAAGGGGAACAACAACAGUCACAACCACAACAGAAACAAGAACAACAGCAGCCAGGGACUGGUCAAGGAAGCCAAACGGGGUCAGAUCGUGCAGCUUCAAUUUCUCUCCUAAUUAAUAAACAUCAGGAACAAAAAGAAGGAUUUUUAAAAGCAUGCACGCUUGCCAGACGUACUGCUGAGACUUUCUUGAAAUAUUCCAAUCGAUCUCAAAACUAUUAUAAUUUGAAGGGUGAUGUGGGGCUCAGAGGACCAGAAACCAAAGUUAGGGGUAUUUUAGAGAAUCUCAUGGCACAAGAGAAUAAGGUCCUUGACCACUGGACGCAGAAAAAAAAGAAACUAGACCAGUGUCAGCAGUUUGUUCUUUUUGAAGGAUCUGCCAAACAAGCUCUAGAUUGGAUUAUGGAAACUGGUGAGAUGUAUCUUUCUACACAUACUAAUUUGGGUGAUACCAAAGAAGAGACUGAAAAGCUAUUAAAAGAACAUAAUGAGUUCAAGGGUACAGCUAAGGACACUAGAGAGCGAGUGAAGUUAUUAUUGCUUUUGGCAGAUUCCUUGGUUGAGAAAGGCCAUGCGCAUGCUGCUGCUAUUAAAGAUUGGGUAGCACGUGUUGAUAUGGCUUACAAAAACUUCUCAGGGAGGAUGGAUAGGUACCGUAUGCAAUUGGAGAGCCGUUUAGGGAUUCAAAGUGAGGAUAGUAAAGCUUCCCUUUCUUUAGAUCGUCAUAGUGACCCAUCUCUAGAAAAUAAAGUUGGUGCAGUGGUGUCAGUGGCAGAAGUGGCAAAUAAAGAAAUUAGUGAGGAAAAGCGUAAAUCCGCUAGAAAAAAAGAACUCAUCAUGAGGGAGUUACUUCAGACUGAAAGAGUUUAUGUUAAAGAUCUUGAAGUGUGUACGAGAACUUACCUUCAUGAAACACGGCAACCUACAGCCCCAUCUGGGCUGCAAGGCAAAGAUGGUAUUAUAUUUUGUAACAUGGAGGACAUUUUGCAAUUCCAUAAAGAUAUUUUCCUCAGAGAGAUUGAAAAGUAUCAAAGUAUGCCGGAAGAUGUUGGUCAUUGUUUUGUGACAUGGGCGACAGAAUUUGAUGUUUAUGUUAAAUACUGUAAGGCGCAACCCGAGUCAAACCGUGUGCUAGUCAGUCAUUCUGGUACGUUCUAUGAAGAAGUUCAACGAAAGCACAACGUUGAACAUCCCAUCCCAGCUUACCUGAUCAAGCCAGUGCAACGUAUUACCAAAUAUCAAUUGUUGUUAAAAGAACUUCUCUCUUGUUGUGAGGAUGAAAAUCAGGGUGAGAUCAAGGAUGGGUUGGAGGUGAUGCAGAAUGUCCCAAAGAAAGCCAAUGAUGCUCUCCACUUGUCCAUGCUCGAUGGCUGUGAUGUCCCUCCCGACUCUUUGGGAGAAGUUAUUCUUCAAGAUACCUUCCAGGUGUGGGAUCCACGGCAAUUAAUCAGAAAGGGCCGUGACCGGCACAUAUUUUUAUUUGACCUGUACCUGGUAUUUUGUAAAGAAGUGCGGGAUCCCAGUGGUAACAAGACCAAAUAUGCAUACAAAAAUCGUCUUGUUACAUCUGAACUCGGUGUCACUGAACACAUGGAAGGGGAUGAAUGUAAAUUUGCGGUAUGGACUGCACGGACAGGAGUUAGUGAUGGCAAGAUGAUACUCCGAGCCAACACUUUAGAAGUGAAGCAAACUUGGGUGAGAAAGCUUAGAGAGGUCCUCCAGGAGACAUAUUUGAGCUCUGCAAUACCUUUCUCAAUGGCCAAGUCCCCAGCUAAAACUCCCAAGCAGAACCGUGUCAGCAGGGACAUGGAAGAGUCCAUAGAUGAGAGCGCAGAGAAUACUGACCGUAACUCUCUGGCCUCUUAUUCUUCAUCCAAUACAGACUCCGAUAAGGGCGGAGCGGAGGUGACCUGGGUGCUGGAGGACUGGAGCGGGACGGUCUCCGGGGAGCUGAACGUGACCCGAGGUCAGCAGGUCGAAGUCCUUGACCUGCUCCAGGCACAUACACACACCCGCGACCCCGCCGAGUGGGCGUAUGUGAGGCUCUCUCACGCCCACGACCAGGAGGGCCUGGUUCCCCUCGCCCUCCUCCGACAGCCUCCCAAGCAACAUGGCCGCGCAGAACUCGACUUGUCAGAGGGUGUGGCGGGGAGCGGCGGGGAGGGCCUGGGAGGGAGCCCCGCCCCCGCCGGUGGCGGCUCCUCCCCCGUCACCAAACGCAAGGGCUUCUCCAGUCGAAAAUGGUUACCGCCUCCUCUUCGCAAGUUGAGCCAAGGUCGCGUGGACCGAGUGACCUCACCCUCGACCGCAGCCCCUCUGCUUGACCCCCCUCACAGACCCGACCACCCCCACACCAGGCAGGAACACGCCCACAAGCACCAGUUCAGGAAGGCGUAUUCCGAACGCAGAUUUAAGGUUGGCGGGACAGGCGACAUGGGAAACAAGGCCGGGGCUCAGAGCCAGUCAGAGGAGGAGGCUGAUGUGGUGCCUGCUGCCAGAGUGCCGCCCCUCACCUCUCACCCAGGCAGUGCUUCUGGAACAAGUCGAUCACUGUCAGUGGAAAAUGGUGAGGAAGGUGAGUUGGAGAUGGAGCUACCGCCCCCCAUGAAGGUAUUUGACCAGCCUAUGUCUGCGGCAGCUGCCCAGGGGGUCCCUGGUCCUACCACAGUGGCCUCAGGCCCCCCAAUACCACCUCUCGACAAUAUUCUUCCUGAUGCCCCCAACAGAUCAUCGAGUGUAGCCCUGAAGACAACGGAAGGGACCACGACAGACCUGGCCACGGAGAUAGAGAACAUUGUCAAGGAGAAGAUGGAACAGCAUUCUGAAACUAGUGAACGCUUGAAAGAAUGGAGAAGUUCAGGAGAUGGGUGCUCUGGUGAUGAAGCCUCGUCUCCCUUACCCUCUCAAGGUGCUCUCUUAACCUCUCAACUGUCAGAUGAUGCCGAUUUGGGGGCCUCAGCCCUACCUCAUUCACUUCUUGUACAAGAUUCUAGUCCGGGUGAUUGUGAUAUGACAAAAGAACAGCGAGAACUUCAUAAACGACAAUUUGUAAUUGCGGAGUUGGUGGAAACAGAACGUCUUUAUGUCCGAGACCUAGCAGAUGUAGUUGAAGGUUAUAUCAUAGAGAUGCGUAAUCCAGAGUCAGAGGUAAAAAUGCCAGAAGACCUGAAAGAUGGGAAGGACAAGAUGGUAUUUGGAAAUUUGGAAGCCAUUUAUGAGUGGCAUAGAGACUUCUUUAUGAAGAACAUAGAACGAUGUUUAGAACACCCAGAAGAAAUUGGAGGAGUUUUCCAACGCAGUGAGAAGAGGCUUCAAAUAUACAUAAAGUACUGUCAAAACAAACCUACAUCCGAAUAUAUUGUAUCUGAGUACUCCAAUUAUUUUGAGGAACUGAGACAAAAAUUAGGCCACAAGCUCCAGUUACCAGAUUUAUUAAUCAAGCCAGUGCAAAGACUGAUGAAAUACCAACUGCUCUUGAGAGACAUCCACAAACAUACAGAGAGAGCUGGACUACAACAGGAAGCAGAGAGCAUCAAAAGAGCGCUGAACAUCAUGAUUGUUGUACCAAAAGCGGCCAAUGACAUGAUGAAUGUUGGACGGUUACAAGGUUUUGACGGCAAAAUUAUGUCUCAGGGCAAACUCCUGCUAUAUGGCCCAUUGUUGUGUUGUGAAGGAACAUCUGGUCACAAUUUCCGAGGGAAAGAUUUAAUGGUGUUUUUGUUUGAACAAUCCAUCAUCUUUUCUGAAAGUGGUCGGAAGAAGAACCAAUUUUCUAAUCCAGUUUAUGCAUAUAGAAGCCAUUUACAGGUCAACAAAAUGACAUUAGAAGAAAAGGUUGAUGAUGGAGACCCAUUGAAAUUUCUGUUGAAGUCGGCCGACCCUCGGAAACCUAACCUCGCUGUUGUGUGUCAAGGAGCCACGGAUGAUGACAGAAACCAGUGGGUUUCACAGAUUAGACACCUUCUUCAAACUCAAAAGGACUUCCUCAAGGCUAUUCAAUCCCCAAUUGAAUACCAAAAGGGGCAAACCAAGAAUGUAACGGAUCAUCCAGAGCGAGGCGGCAGCUGGAAUGCUUCUCUGCGUAAAUCUCUCAGUCAGCCACCCAUUUCACACCGUGCUCCAGUCACAAAAAAGAAAGCUAAUACCAUUGAUAUUCCUUCUAGCCAAAGUAGCAGCAGCAGUAGUGGAUUUAAUGCUCCUACAUCACCUAUGGCAACUGGUUCAUCAACUUUGAGUAUGAGCUCUAAACCACCACCACCUCCACCAGCCCCACCUUCAUCAUUUGAAGGAUCUAGGAUACCUACUUAUGUCCCUAUUAAGAAGCAAGGAUCAGUAGAUAAGCUUGAUGUACCCUCUAGUCCACCCAAACUUAAAAAGAACUUUUUUGAUGGCUUUCGAAGUACCUUACGACCAAGAGUAAAAGCAGACGGGAUAACAAGGGGACAGGGAGAAGAUAUUCCUGAAGGAGUGGAAACUCUUCUUCUGUCACCAAGACAAGAGAGUAAAGAGGACAUUCAUCCUCGAAGAUGGUCAGAGUCGGGAUCUCCCACAAAGUCGGGUGACUGGAGUGUGUCACUUCCCCCUGGGACACUAGUCAAGGUGCUGGCAGAUUUCACCGCAGUCAGAGAGGACGAAAUAUCCGUAACCAGAGGGGAAGUUAUACAAGUAAUUUCAUCCAAUGUCCUACGUGGUUAUCUUGUUCAUCGUGCAGCAAGCAGCAGUAGCCCAGCUGCUGAGGGUUGGGUACCAUCAAAUGUUGUCCUUCCAUCAGCUUACCCUGAUCCACCAACAACUCCUCCUGCCUCACCUACACACACAGGCACAUACUAUGAGUCUCAAGUCAAGAAACAUUGGAUCAAGUUCCGUAAACCCUCUUUCUCUAAAAGAGACCACCAUCCACUAAGAAGAGAAGAAACAGUACACGAGCUGCCGCCCUCUGCUCGAUCUCGCCCUUCAUUUCCCAGUAGGCAGAUGACUGUUUCAUUAAUUAAUCCAUAUCAUUCUGAAAGUGACAAUCACUGUGUACAUCGUCCUGAUAAACCUCCAAGUGGAUGUAUACCUGCCUCGCCAGAAUCUCCCAUCAGAAUUAUAUCCCCUCUAAGAAAUGUGACUGUUUGCCCAGGGGAACCAGCAGAAAUGGUAUGUGUAAUUACUGGUGCUGGGUUUUGGGCAGAAACAACUACAGUGAUAUGGACAGGGCCUCAUGGCCAGCUGACUGAUCCACGUUUUGAAAUGGAACAACUUCGUGAUGGAACAUUGAGACUCCAUGUGGGAAGCUGCCGUGUGACAGAUGCAGGCGAGUACACGUGUACCAUCACUUGUGCUGGACAUUCCAUCGCCUGUUCUGCUCGCAUCAAUCUAGCCCAGGACGUACUUGAGGAAGAAGAGGAGGAGGAAACCAAUGUUAAAAUUUUUAUUAAAGAAGCCAGUGAAAAGGUGGAAUAUGAGGAGGUCGAGGAAGAGAGUGAUGAAGAGCUGAGAGAGACUGCGGACCAGACUCGAGAGCCAUUCACUAAUGACACACUGGAAAAAGUUCAAUGGCGUUCAGGUUUCCAGAGGAAGUACUCGGUUACACAUGACCUCGGGCGAGGGAGAUUCAGUGUGGUGAAGCGAUGCCAACGCCAGCGUGAUGGACGGGAGGUGGCCGCCAAGUUUGUCCGUCGAGGCCGCCAGGAGGAGAAGGAGACGGAGGAGGAGUACCUCUUGCUGCGUCGCCUGCGUCACCCAUCCUUCCCCCGCCCCUACGCCCUCUACACCGCCACACCAAAAUUUAAUAUUCUGGUCAUGGAAUUAGUGAUGGGUUUACCUCUACUGGACUGGGUGUUUACAAGAGAACAGACGACGGAGGCAGAGUGCGCAGUGUUGCUGGUGCAGGUGAUCAACGCCCUCCAGUACCUUCACUCUUGCCGCAUCCUGCAUCUUGACCUGAAGCCAGAGAACUUGCUAAUAGACAUCCUGAGAACAUCAAACAACACUGACUCGUGUGAGAUUAUUAAAGAUGACGGCCCGCCGGCUAUUCGCCUUAUUGAUCUUGGUAGCGCUAGACGAAUGCUGCCUACAGUUCAUAGUGGCAAUACAGAUGCUCCAGGUUCCGUUGAUGGCAGCAUUUCUCCACCUGCCAGUGACUUGAGGCUUCCUGAUGACGACGUCUCCCUGAUGAGAGUGCCCUCUGACCAACUUCCUCCACUGCUUGGUUCCCCGGAGUUCAUGGCCCCGGAAAUGUUGUGUAGGAAUGAUGUCGGUGUCCAGGCUGACUGCUGGAGUGUCGGUGUGCUGAUAUACGUCCUUGUGAGUGGGCGGUCCCCAUUCCUGGGCACGUCUCCGGAAGCGACUUGCAAGAAGAUCCUUUCUGGUGACGUGCGUUACCCCGUGGAGCACUUCGUCUCCGUCACCCAGGAAGCCUGUGAUCUGAUCCGGGACAUUCUGGCGCAGAAGCCAGCAGACAGGCCGCACCUGCAAGACAUACUAGCGCAUCCUUGGUUUAGCAUGGGUGAAUGUGAGAGCGUGUUGCCCAUCCAGAGCCUGGCAGACUACUCCUUCAGGAGGGCCAAGCUGGCGUCCUCAGCGCUCCAGAUCACUCCUCCUCCUUCUUCCUCCAACUGAAUGUUGCUGAACGUUCUCGCUUCUCUUCCUGUAAAUCUUCCUGCUAAUAAUUAUAUUCCGGUUGUGUACAAGAAACUUAUAUACUCAUAAUGUGUGUGAAUAUACUACCCGUGUACAUUUGGUGAUUUGAAUUGUAUAUACUGCCUGCAGGCAUAUAUAUAUAUGUAUGCAUAUAUCGAGGAAAUUAUAUGAGUUAUACUAUAUAUUAUAGGAAAUAGUUGCUUAACAAGGCCUUUACAAAAGGAAUAACUAUGUGUGUAAACAUGUCAGACUGUUGCGAUAUCACUAAUAUUAAUAAUACAGUUGAGGAUAUUUAUUACCAAAGGCAGUAAUAGUCAACAGUUAUCUGGUUUAUGUAUCAUUGUUAAAUAAAUAGUAUGCCAA
Messenger RNA from Procambarus clarkii (red swamp crayfish), 10919 nucleotides. The record is from RefSeq and is a predicted model, not a curated record. NCBI's taxonomy places the organism in Eukaryota, Metazoa, Arthropoda, Malacostraca, Decapoda, Cambaridae.